Cordyceps fumosorosea ARSEF 2679 is the source of this 1302-nucleotide messenger RNA. Its product is annotated as WD40 repeat-like-containing domain protein. Lineage: Eukaryota; Fungi; Ascomycota; Sordariomycetes; Hypocreales; Cordycipitaceae. The record is from RefSeq and is a predicted model, not a curated record. The transcript has a single exon. Gene Ontology annotation, molecular function: protein binding. Bases 1 to 1302 code for a protein of 433 amino acids.
AUGCACUCCAACGCCCAGCCACAAGACGCGCCGAUGCCGCCGCAGAUGCACGAUGCUUCGCCCUCACCCUCAUCGGCCACGUUGAUUGCACAGUGUGCUGCCAACUGCACUGCUACAGAACCCAGUCGCUUUUUCUAUUCUUCCGCUCAAUGGACAGCCGAUGGUACCUCUCUCUUAGUCGGCUCUUCCGACAGCAAAGUCUCGACCUUUGUCCUGCCAUCCAACCUGUUAGAAGCCGACACAGUUCAGCCACUGCAGCCCCAGGCCAGCAUUCAGCUACCAGAGCCCUCGCAGUGCAUCGUUUCGGCUCCCUACUUCUCUCUUUCUAAUCCAGCCACACAAACUUUUCUCGUUGGCAGUCGUGAUCACCCGCUACAGCUCUAUCAUGCUUUCCCCACUGGGUCUGAGCCUGCGCCUUUGUGUAUGUACAAGCUCAUGAGACACGAAACGGAGGCGUACAUUACACCAUCGUCCAUGCUCUGGCCGUCCCCCGGAACCCAUUUCUUCUGCGGCUCAGCAAAUCGGAUCGACUACUUCGAUGUCUCUCGCCCCGGUUCUGACGGCCCUGUUCACACAAUUCACACGAUUCCAUCCAAGAGGCAUCUUUUGAAAGGCGGCGGCGUGGGUAUGAAGGGUACCGUAUCCGCACUCUCCAACUCACCCGCGGAUGCUCCCGGCAGCGGCAUUGUAGCCGCUGGCACCUGGACACGAUGGAUGGGUCUGUACGACAUGAACCGCGCAGACAAGGCCGUGGCAAACUGGAGCAUUGCGGACGCCGAUCUUCACGAAUUUGGCAAAUCCUUUGGGGGGCAGGGUAUUAUGCAGACCAGAUGGAGCCCUUGCGGGAGAUAUCUCGUCAUCAACGAAAGGCACGCAUCCGGCCUUCUUGUCUACGAUAUUCGCGGCAACGGCAAGCUCCUAACAGUGUUGGCCGGGCGUGACUGUAGUACGCAACAGAGGCUUACGUGCGAUGCGUUUGGCAUUGCAGGGGACGGCCCUGGCUUCGAGCUGUGGGCUGGAACUGAGUCGGGAUCUGUCAAGGUCUGGGACGAGGUUGGUCUACAUUACGGUGUUGUCGACCCCAAAUGGAGCUGGGACGCGCACGAAGCUCCAAUAGGCAGCACCAUUGUCCAUCCAAGCGGCUCUGUGGUCGCUUCUUGCGCUGGCGCUUGGUGUCACCCCUCCGAAGAGGACAUUGACAGCACAGAGGGUGGUACAACCGGGAGCAGCGUCAAGACCACAAUACUCGACGGCUCCGCUAUCAAGCUGUGGUCUGUGACCAGCCAGCAAGCGUCGCAAUAA